AUGGAAUUGCCGAGCAGUUGCCCAACUUGCAGAGUCUUGGGGUUAGCCAGCCAGCACACAUCGGGGACCUGUUGGUGGAGGAUUUGGAGGAGGCGGGACUUUCACGCGUGCAAAUUCGUCAGCUGCAGCGGGCGGUGUCCAGAGGGCCACUGUCCGAUAGCAGAGCUAUCCUGCACCGCUUUCACCCUCUCGAAUUUGCGCGCAACCCGAUGUACAGCAACUGUCGACUCUCAAGGAGUCUGGACAGCACUGCGCCAAGCAAUGCGGGCACUCAAUUCCCGGAGCAUGCCAUGCAGAGAGGAUCACAUCAUACCAGAAGACGAGCCGAAGCCGGCCAAGCAGCUUCCGCAGCCAGGGCCAGAAAGGCUGCCAGAUGACCGAGUACCGACUGACCCGCCAGUGGCGCGGGUUGCGUCACCUAGCCAGGACAGCCAAGCGGCUGAAAACAUUGAGAACGAGCCUCCAAGCAAUUUGGCAAACGGAGUGGAGAAGAAGCCGCAGCCAGGCAAGCCCCCUUUGUACAAAAAUGCCUCGAGCGGGGCGCUCGAUGCCAAUCGCCCUGUGAAGCCCGCAUUUUCCACCGAAUCGCCUAAAGGCCGGAGUUCUGACGUGGUGGGACAACCUGCCCUGAGUGGCCUCGAUCGUGACUCAGCCGAUCUGCCAGCUCCCGCGGAUGACAUGGAACUGGACUUCAGCGAGCUGCAGUCUGAAAGUGAAGCGGACUUUGAUGUCACCCUUCUGCCAGAGCUGGCGCAGCCAACGCCCAGCUGGAGGGAUCCUGGGCAACCAUUGCCCGAGAUCCGGCAUGCCACGCAGCAGUCGGAGCCCACAAAGCCCACGAAGCCUAUGAGGCGCGUGGAGGAGCCCUUCGGCGCAGGGCCGCAGCCCAGCAUCGAAGGCCCAAUGCCCAGCUCGCAGCUGCCGCCAGCGUUGCGGCAGCGCCUGGAGGCCCGGGAGGAAUCAAGAAAAGCGCAGCAACGCAAGCGAGAAGGAUCUACAGACCGGCUGGAGAUUCACGCUAGGGGAAUUUCACCUGGCCGAGCAGCGCCGCGAGAAGGGAGCGUUCAGAGCCGCAAAAGCAGCCCAAAGCGCGAGCCUUCUCAGACUGACGUGAACCGACCAGGGAGGCAGAUGUUCAACAAGAAUGAGCUGCGGGCUGCAAACCGGGAGCUCUUCACAGAUGCAAUCGAGAAGUAUCAGGCCAAGUUUGCGGCAGCAAACUCCGAUUCUGCAACGGACGAGUGCACGCUACUUCCAGGCUGCAAGCCGGUUCAGGUGUACGUCCGCAAGCGUCCGUUAUUCUCGCAUGAGGAAUCAAAGCGCAAUGACUUUGACGUGCUCUCCGUGCUUCCUGGUCCCAGCACACACCUGGUUUUGCACAACUGUUUAUUCCAAGCUGACCUUCGCACGCCGAUGGUCCAUCAUUUACGCUUCGCCUUUGAUCAUGUAUUUUCUCACGAGGCGGGCGAUGAGGAAGUAUACCGGGUCGCAGCAGCACCUUUGGUUGAGUCUGCGAAGCGUGGCCAAACUGGCACGGUGCUGAUGUUUGGACAAACGGGCAGCGGCAAGACUCACACCAUCAAGGCCAUCGAGCGCCUCGCUGCUCAGAGCCUGUUUGAGGGCCGCGCCAGUUCGGCAAGUCUGACUUUGGUUGAGCUGCGGGGCGCACGGUGCUUCGACCUGCUGGCACCGCAGAUGCCGGAGCUGCGGCUGCGGGAGCGCCAAGGCGUGUUUGCGCCAGAGAAGGCCGUGGAGUUGUGCCUGCAGAGUGCGGACGAUUUGAUCGCCGCAUUCCAGUCCGCCAGGCAGCGGCGCGCCACCUGCGCCACCGAGGCCAACGAUGAGAGCUCUCGCAGCCACGCGGUGUGCGUCCUGAGGGUGGGCUCUGGGACCUUGACGCUGGUGGACUGCGCAGGCACUGAGCGUCGCAAAGAUUCGGCGAACCACACCAAGGAGCGGCAGCAGGAAGGAGCGGAGAUCAACGCAUCGCUGCACGCGCUGAAAGAGUGCGUUCGCUUCAUGUCCAAGCGCCAGCGUGUACCAGCACAUGCCUUCCGUGGAUCGGCGCUCACCAAGGUGCUUGCAGCAUCCCUGUCUUGCCCGGAGACCUUGCUGUCGGUGAUUUGCACAGUGGCACCUGCUGCUUCAGACACCGAGCAUACGCUUUCAACAUUGCGGACAGGUGCCGCUCUUCGGCCAAAGGCAGCUGGACAUGAUGUGGACAAGGAGGUCUUGCAGACAAAUGCAACAAAGCGAGAUCCACAUCCAAGGCAGUGGUCCCCUCACCAAGUCCAGUCCUGGCUCAAGCAGCUGCAAGACGGCUUGUUCUCCGAUGUUUGCGCUGCGAUACCUGCAGAGUUCACUGGCCAGAUGCUCGUACGCCUCAGCGAGGGGCACUGCGGCGCUUGCUUUUCGACUUGCUGCACCAAGCGAUGCGAGGCGCUGACUUGGCUCGGCCACAGUGAGGAAAAAGAUGGAUGGGCGCAAGGUUUGGCACACCCGGGCCUCAUGGCUCACCCUGUGCUGCCUCAUCAGCGGCUUCACAGGACUGACCACGCGCCAAUCGGCAUCCUUGCGCAUGUGUGCACGGCAAGGCUUGCCUGUGACGCAGAGGAUUCCUUAUUGGUGCAGCUGCAUCGGGAGUCGCACAACAAGACAGACAGUGCCAUCACUGUGCAGGCGGCUGCACAAGUCAGACGAGAUUUGUUGACAUUGCAAGACUUCCAAAAGAAUAGCAACGCAUGCUAUGACCGCAGCGUGGGCAACGGCUGGGCUGUCGUCGACGCGCACUUUCAUGCUCGCCCCUUUGGGGGGCCACCAGUUCCGUUCACUGACCUCUUGGGCUGGUUGAGGAGAGCUGGCAUCCUUUUUACUACUCUUUAUGGGAUAGGCCAAAGGCUGCCCAUUGAUUCAGAAUGUACCUAUUACUUGGAUUGUCCCGGGACCAAAGUAGUUCCAAGCUUGAAGAACGACUUCUUCAACGCCCAGAGCGUGUUGGACAAUGCGGAGGACUUAGCGGCUGACCCAUACGGUCCGCACAUUUCACUAUCGAUGUCCUUUCUGGACUUGCACGAACCCAACUUGAAUGUGCCAAACAUUACGCUUUUGCAAAAGGAGUUCCCAGGCAUGUUCAAUUGGGCCGGUGAGAUCAACCUGGUCAAGCAAGCUUUGUGGAAGAACCUGCAGGGACUACCGGUGGAGCUAGAGUCCAUCAAGGAGUGGGAGUCUUUUAUGGCGGAGUUCCGAAGGCAAGACAUCCCAAUGGCCUUGCAUGCGGACCUUGGCGAUGACAAAGAUGGCUUGAAAUUUCUUCCUUUGAUGGAUGAGGUCUUGAGACUGUAUCCUGCAAACAAGAUCAUUUGGGUGCACAUGGCCGGGAUUUCGAAGCAGCUCAAUCCCCAGUUGGCCUUGCUUCAGCAGCCCGUAACUAUUCAAUCUCAUGUGAAGCUGAUCGAGGAACGACUGCAGAAGUACCCCAAGCUGUUCAUUGACCUGUCAUGGGACGUUUUGUAUGAUGAGCUUUACGCAUCUCCAACAGAAGAAAGUCAAUAUGUCAGGCUGAUCAACAAGUACCCGCGACGCUUUAUCAGUGGUUCUGACCAUUUAGCUUCAGCCAGUAAGACAGAGAGCAUAUAUAGAGGCGAAGUCAACAAAACCAGCGCGAUCUAUCGCGACCUCAGUGAUGAUGCCUUUCGACGUGUCGCCCUGGGGCAGAACUACUUCGAUCUUGCAGGCCUAGACUACUCCGCGCCGCGGAUCUGCGCGGGCUCUCAGGACUCGCAGAAGGUGCAUGGCAUUGCCCUGAAGGCCAUUGGGGCGGCAAAGGGGGAGACAGCGAAACUUGUUGCUAUGACGAAGGCGCUCAGGCCGAACGAUGGCCAACUGUCUCUGGAAGACUUUGAGUUUUCAAGCAGCGUUUGCUACAACCGGAACACCUCCUCCCAGUGGGCAGUGGUCGAUGCUCACCUGCAUGCUCGACCUUUUGGGGGUGCACCGGUGCCGUUUGGCGAGCUCAUGGAUAGGCUGCGUAACGCGGGCAUCCUUUUCACAACGCUCUAUGGCAUUGGGCAGCGCCUGCCGGUUGACUCCAACUGCACCUAUUACUUGGAUUGCCCGGGCACACCUGUGACACCCAGCCUGAAGAAUGACUUUUUCAAUGCUCAAAGCGUGCUGGACAAACGUGGCUUCUGGGACAAUGCUCAAACUAGCCCUGUCAUCACGCUUGCAAUGUCAUUCUUUGACUUGCAUGCGCCUGAGACAGUGCUGGAAAAGAUGAAGCUGUUGCAAGGAGAGUACCCGGGGAUGUUCAACUGGGUGGGUGAAAUCAACCUGGUGAAGCAGGCGUUGUGGAACAACUCUCAGGGCAAGCCAGUGCCUUUGAAUUCCAUCAGCACCUGGGAGCCCUUUAUGCAGGAGCUGCAGCAACAGGACAUCCCCAUGGCCAUCCACUGCGAUGUGGGCAAUGAUAACAAUGGAACACAGUUCUUGCCUCUCAUGGAUGAGGUGCUGAGACUGUAUCCUUCCAACAAGAUCAUUUGGGUGCACAUGGCAGGACUCUCCAAGCAGCUGGAUCCCAAGCUGAGGCUGCUUCAGAUCCCCUUGGCUAUUCAGGACCAUGUGAAGAUCAUUCAGGAGCGAUUGGAGAAGUAUCCUAACUUGUACAUCGAUCUCUCCUGGGAUGUCCUUUACGAUGAAGUGUACAAUGAUUUCUCAGAGGAAAGGCCGUACAUCAGCUUGAUCAACAAUAAUCCAACACGCUUUUUGAGUGGCUCUGAUCAUGUGGCGGCGAUCAGCAAGACAGAUGCCGAGUACAGGAACGAGUUGGCGAAGACCAACGCGAUCUAUCGGGAACUGUCUGAUGAAGCUUUCCGGAACAUUGCUCUUGGGGGGACUUACCUCAAGCUUGCUCAUUUGAAUCAGUAUCGGCCACCCUCGAUUUGCUCAGAACUUCAGGAAGGCAGAUCCUGGGUGAGCGCCUGGUCCAUGGCGCUGGGGCUAGUGAUCUUCACCCUGUGCAUGACCUGGAUCUUCGCAGAGACGCUCCGCCAAGCAUUGGCGACGUUUAUUGGACCAGAGGACGUGUCGGCCGCAUCUCUUACUUCGUGA
Messenger RNA from Effrenium voratum, 5106 nucleotides. The record is from the annotation of a GenBank genome assembly. Lineage: Eukaryota; Dinophyceae; Suessiales; Symbiodiniaceae.